AUGUCGUCCACCACUGCUCCGCUGGAUGGCAGUGAGCUCAGGUCCCAGGCAUCAGCACCAUCCCAGACAGCCCAAGACUUCAUCGCCUCUCAACUUCAACUCGAAGCCGACGCACGUGAGGCCCUUCCCUACCAAUUCGACACCUGCACCAAAGCACUGGGCGCUCUCCGUCAGUCUCUCUUCGCCUGCUUGACCUGCACGCCGCCACCAGCUUCGCCGCAUCAAAGAUUUACGCCAGCCGGAAUCUGCUACAGCUGCAGCAUAAGUUGCCAUGGCGAACACACUCUGGUCGAACUGUUCAGUAAGCGGGACUUUGAGUGUGAUUGCGGCACAACGCGGAUAGAGAGCACUCCUUGUUCACUACGGCACAAUGCAAAUACUGGCCGAAAGGGAGAUGUGAAGGGUGACAAGGCCCGAGAGGGCAACAAGUACAACCAGAACUUCGCGGGCAAGUUCUGUGGCUGCGGUGAGGAGUACGACCCGGAGAUGGAGAAAGGCACCAUGUUUCAGUGUAUGGGGCUGGGGACGGUGGAAGACGUUGGAUGUGGCGAGGAUUGGUGGCAUCCAGAGUGCUUGAUGGGACUACCGAGAUCUCAGGUCGAACCUGUGCUACACGCAAAGGCAGGAUCCCUCGAGACGGUCAAGGAGGUUGGCGAAGGCAGUGAAGUGGCUGUAAGUGAAGUGGCUGUAGGUGAAGAAGCAGUGCCAGAUACAGCAGGCGAGCCACCACUUCCACCGGGCUUCCCGGCGGAGGACGACUUUGAGUACCUGCUCUGCUACAAGUGCGUCAACACACAGCCUUGGAUCAAGCAGUAUGCCGGAACUUCGGGCUUCCUACCUGCAGUCACUGUCCAGUCUACCAGUGAAGCGAAUGACACAUCUGUGCCUCUCACGUCCUCAGAUGACUCGCAAACAAAGAAACGCAAAGCCGAAGAACUGAUCGAGGACGCGCAAGACUCUAAGAAGGCGAAGGUCGACUCAGAAGCGGACGUGACUGCACUACAAAGCAAUGGUCGCUCUGACUCUACAUCGCCACGGCACAGCUCUCUCCCCCCCACCCCAACAGGCACCAUAACCCUCUUCUUAAACGAAGACUUCCGCUCCAAUCUCUGCCGCUGCCCCUCCUGCUUCCCUCGCCUAGCAAAACACCGCCACCUCCUCGAAGAAGAAGAAACCUACUCCCCACCCAUCUCCGAAUCCGACCCCUCGGGACACCAAGCAAACGGCGCUCCCGGCUCCAUCUCCGGCCGCAGUGCAGGCACCGGUUCUUUACUCGAACGUGCCGAAGCUGCUUUAUCGUCCAUGGACAGAGUGAAGGCUAUCGAAGGCGUGAUGGCAUACAAUCACGUCCGAGAUAAGGUGAAGGACUUCUUGAAACCUUUUGCUGAGAGUGGGGAGGCGGUGGGGGCGGAGGAUAUCAAGGCUUAUUUUGCCAAGUUGAGGGGUGAUGAGAUGAAGGAGCGGGAAGCGAUGGUUACGGCGACGCAAGGGGGUGGUGGAGGGAGUGGUGGGGAUGGCAGGAGGGAGCAAGGCAUCUUCCUCCUCUUCCGCCAUGGUUUCACCCGCAAGCUAGGCUGGGUGUACGUCGUACUCCUCAGCAUCCUCCGUCUAAUCGGCGGCUCGGUGACAAUCUACAUGGACGUCAACAACAAUUACUCCGCCAGCUUGAUCGAGACCGCCGCCAUCACCUCCGCCGUUGGCACAGCACCAAUGCUUCUGGCGCUCAUGGGGUUCCUGGAACGCGUAAAUCAGGGGAUGGAGAGCAAGGGUCUGCCUCUCCUCAUUUUCCGCCCACUACAUCUUCUCUCUAUCGCUGGUCUGGUCCUCGCGAUCGUCGGCGGCGUGAACGAGAGCGAAGGCGAAGCUACUGGCCGCACACUCAUGAAAGCCGCUGCCCUCAUCUUCUUGGCGAUCUACCUCGCGCUCGUGGCCAUCGAUGUCCGCACCGGUAUGAUGGCGAACCGUAUCCUCAGCCACGAACGUCUGCUAGCGCGCGCCUGUCUCCUCGUCCUGCCGUUCCUGUUGAUCAGGGUGAUCUAUACCGUCGCUGCUUCCUUCGCAUCACAAGGCAGCGUCUUCUAUUUCCAGGACGUCAACGUCUAUAUCUCGGCUUUCAUGCAGUUCUUGAUGGAAGCUUUGACAGUCAGCACAUUCAUCUUUGCUGGCUUGUUCACGCCGAAGAUGGAGAAGAGGGCAGUGAGGGUGGGGAGUACGGAUGUUGAGGAGGGUGGGAAGGAUUAUGAGCAUGAUACUAGGCAGGUGAGGCAUGGGGGUCGAUCUCGGCAACAGCGACCUGAGUUCCAGCAGCCGCGGACGCUUGGUGAUUACAGACCGAGUCGGCUGCUAAUGAGUGCCAUUAACGGCCGUAAGUGA
This is a messenger RNA of Recurvomyces mirabilis, 2373 nucleotides long. RefSeq lists its product as uncharacterized. The record is from RefSeq and is a predicted model, not a curated record. Lineage: Eukaryota; Fungi; Ascomycota; Dothideomycetes; Mycosphaerellales; Teratosphaeriaceae. Gene Ontology annotation, cellular component: cytoplasm. Bases 1 to 2373 code for a protein of 790 amino acids. Gene Ontology annotation, molecular function: zinc ion binding; ubiquitin protein ligase activity. The transcript has 2 exons.